AUGAAGUCCUUCUCGCAAUACGUUGCUGUGGCAGCAGCAGUGCCAUUUGCUCGCGCUCAAUGGCAGAAUGCUACGGAGAGCAGCAGUGCGGUUCACUUGGCAGAUACUUUGAUCCGGACGCCGUCGAGCAGUAGCUCGCGUCUGACUUCGACGAGUUCCAGCCAGGUCUCUUCGGAGGCUUCAACGUUGACUCCGUCAAGUACUGGCCAGGUCAACAUCUCAGCAGCCGCCACCCCGGACCCCAGCACUGUGACAAUAACAACACCGGCACACGUAACUGUCACGCUCGCGUUGUCGAAUACAACCAGCACCAAAGAUCCAUCCUUCACCUCGCUCAGCAGCUGCGAUGUGGCGUGGUACAAUUACAGCCAGACGGCGGGCACCGAAUACACGACUUCCACGGUUUACUGGGCCGAGUUCGAGACAAGCAUUGCCCACGGCAACAAUGACACGCCGGUGAUAACGCUGUGCGAUGGCAUCCCUCGCGGCGGCUUUUUCUACGAAACGUCCUGGGGCAGCUCCGAGACCACCAAGAGUACCGUCACCACGUCGUACGACACUGCUGCUUCUGCAAUGCCCAGCUGCUCUUUCGGUACGAAAGAGUGCAACCAGCUCUGGUCGGUGUGGAGUCAGGACUCAUCGAGCUGGGCCCAAUCACACACUGCCGCAGACGACGACAUCUGGCUCCAGGCUCCCAGCUUCUGGAGGCCCAAAUGCGAGACGUGCCAGCAGGAGUGCCAGCUCACCGGCACGGAUGAAGUGGACCUGUAUUACUGGCCCGAGCCGUGGUCGACGGACCUCAUCUGCGGCCCCAAUGCCACGCGCACCGAUCCCUGGCAGGUCGACAAACGCCAGGCCGUGACGGCAACGGUGGGCAAUUUCACCAUGACUUCGCCCACCGCCUACCUCUACUUCACCACCAUGUAUGCACGCGCCGGCAUCAGCAACGGGGCGGCGACUUGCGGAUACGACAUGUCCGACAUCUGGGUGCCCGUCCCGCCCGGCGAGCUGUCCAGUCUCCCCAACAGCCGGUCGUCGAAUCUGGCCAGGUCGUUCAACUUCGCCAACCUGGCCAAGACGACCGUCUCGGGCUUCGAGAUCCCGCUGGUGCCCAGCAGCGCGUACUGGUGGCCCAACUCGUGCUCGGACAACCCGGGCCAGCUCGAGAACACGUGCGCGCCGUCGACCAUCCACGACGACUACAAGCCGAACCUGCUCUACCGCACCCAGCUGCAGAACCUGCAGUCGGCCUGGAGCAACUGCACCCCGCUGAGCCAGUUCUUCGGCACCUACGCCAUGCACGAUCCGCCCAUCGCCUUGACCACCGCCGGCGCUCUCCUCCCGGCCUCGACCACCAAGGCCGAUCCGAGCAAGCCCGCCAGCACCACCGCGGCCGCCGAUCCCGGUAGCACUGUGUCCGAUCCCUUGCCUACGAACACCAGCCCGGCGACGACGGCGGCGGCUACUCAGAGUGCCGACCCUACUCAGACUGAAUCUUCUCCGAGCGAUCCCACUCAGACCGAUCCCGCUCAAAGUGACCCUACUGACACGGAUUCCGCGACCCAGAGUGACCCUACUGAGACCGAUCCUGCCGAGAGCAAUCCUGUUCAGACUGACCCUGCCACUCAAACCGACCCUGCUCAGACCGAGAGUGACCCAGUUCAGACGGAUCCUGCCACUCAAGCUGAUCCCACUGAGACCGACCCUGCCACUCAAGCUGAUCCUACUGAGACCGACCCUGCCACUCAAGCUGAUCCUACUCAAACUGAUCCUGCUCAGACCGAGAGUGAUCCCGUUCAGACUGUCCCUGCCACUCAAGCUGAUCCCACUCAAGCUGAUCCUACUCAAGCUGAUCCUACUCAAGCCGAUCCUACUCAAACCGAUCCUGCUCAAACUGAUCCUGCUCAAACCGAUCCUGCUCAGACAGAGAGUGAUCCUGUUCAGACUGAUCCUACCACCCAGACAGAGAGUGAACCAGUUCAGACCGAUCCUACCACUCAGCCCGAUCCUGCUCAGACCGAUCCUGCUCAGACCGACCCUGCCGAGACCGACCCUGUUCAGACAGACCCUACCACUCAAACCGACCCUACUCAGACCGACCCCGCCGACUCAAGCACCGGUGCGGAUUCCGCAGACCCUCCAUCGAGCACUGUUGCUCCCGGAACCUCGGAUCCGGAGUCUUCUGACUCGUCCGCCCAAGGCUCGUCGGACGCCACUUCAUCAAACCAAGGCGCCUCCCCAGAUCCCACGAACUCGGGCGCUGCGGCGGCUGCAUCCACCGGAUCCAACGACAACGACGACGACAACACCUCCGUCGUGACAAUCGCGUUCCCCGACCCCAGCACAACCGAUGCGUCUGAUCCCGCAUCAGCCGUCUCGGCAGCAUCAGCCGUCUCGGCAGCAUCAGGAGCAGCAACAGAAGCAGGAGCAACGGGAACAGCAGCAUCAGCAGCAACAGCAGCAACCAUCACCCUCGACGGCACGCCCUACACGGCCGUCCCCGGCCAAGACCUGACCAUCGGCUCGACCGUCAUCAGCGCCGGGCAAGCGGCCGCCACCGUCACGCUCGACGCUGGCGGCAGCAGCGGUGGCAGCAGCAGCCAGGUCGUCGUCAUCAGCGCCGGGAGUGCGGGAGUGGUCGUCGUCGACGGCGGCAGCGGCAGCGGCACGACGACGCAGGCGUAUGGAGCGGGUGGAACGGCAGCAUCGGACGUGUCGGCUGCGGCGGUGUCGGCGUCGGCGACGGCGUCGGCGCAGGUGAUUACCGUCGCGGGCGAGACGUUGACGGCUGCGGGUUCGGGGUCGGGGGUUGUUGUCGUUGGGGGUGGUGGGAGCACGACGACGCUGACGGCGGGUGGUGGUGCGGUUACGCUGGGAGGGACUGCCAGUGGGCAGGUGGUGAGUGUGGGGUCGGAUGGGGUGGUGGUGGGCGGAUCGACGACGGUGGCGAUUGCGUCGGCGACGAGCGGAGUGGAAGGGAGUGGUGGUGCUUCUGGCGCUGCUACCAGCGGCGGUGAUGUUGUCCUCAGCGUGGGUGGUUCAGCCACCACGGUCGAUGGGCACAGCAUCAGUCUGGCUCCCUCGGGCGUUGUCGUCGUUGAUGGAACGUCGCAGACGCUUGGUGGGACUGCGGGCGCCAGUGCUAUUACGGUCGACGGCCAGACGCUCAGUGUUGACGCUGGCGCUGGUUCCGGAGAUGGCACCGUGUCGCAGACGACCGAGGCGGGGGUGUUGACCCUGGGGUCUGAGACCGUCACGGCGGCCAUACCUGGGAGCAGCACCGGUGUCAUUGUCGUCGGGUCGCAGACUCUGACGGUGGGCGGAGCACCCGUCACCACGGGAGGCGAGGUGCUGAGUGCGGCGUCCGACGGCAUUGUCGUGGACGGGACUACGACGGAGAGCGUCGGGUCUGAACACACGUCCACUACAUCCAGGACUCGCAGUGGCGCGUCGUCUACCCGUAGUAGCGCGUCGUCUACCACGAGCUCAACUGGCCACUCCACCACGAGCGGAGGGAACUCAGAGGCUACGACAACCUCGGAUUCGGACCAGGGAUCGAGUGCGAGUGCUCUGAAGAGAGGAAGGCUUUUCUCCUAUGUCUUCGCCAUUGCCAUCCCGCUCUUCCUUUAG
Molecule: messenger RNA, 3630 nt
Organism: Diplodia corticola
Lineage: Eukaryota; Fungi; Ascomycota; Dothideomycetes; Botryosphaeriales; Botryosphaeriaceae
Exons: 2
Coding region: 1-3630 (1209 amino acids)
Biological process (GO): regulation of actin filament polymerization
Cellular component (GO): actin filament; plasma membrane; cortical actin cytoskeleton
Molecular function (GO): actin filament binding
Source: RefSeq, a predicted model, not a curated record